UAGUCACAACGGUACCGUCACAUGCACAGCUGAGAACAAUCAGACUAAGGAAGUAUCCAGGAGCACAGCACAACUGAAUGCAAAAUGUCCCCCACGUGAGGACUUGAGCAUGUCGCGAACCGUGGUUCCCGGGGAAACUCAUGACAUUUGUUUCACUGACAGCAUACGUUAUAGCCAAUCCACUACCUCAGUUUACUUGGUAUAAACAUUCGACUGAACCUGUGGCCAACGGAACAGAUAGUCUGAUUGAUUCCAGUGGCCUCAGUUCCACUUUGAGAGUACACAUAAAAAGUGAAGAGGACUUUACAAACUACAGUGUCGUUGUUGAGAACAACAUUGGCAACACUUCACUUUUCUUCAGACUGACAAAAGAAGUUGGUGGAGAAUCUUCAAAUGACCAACCAUUCAGCAUCAUCCCUGUAGCAGUUGGAGUCGGGGCAGCUGCCGUGGUGAUUUGGUUCAUUGCAAUAAGUGUCUGUCUUCACCGACGAGGCGUUCUGAAAUGUUCAGGUACUUCGAACAAAAAAGACUGUCCAGGGCCACAAGGCGAUGGUCCUCGUGCAGCGGACAAUGUCUACAUAGAAGGAAACGAUGGUGCGAAAUGUGGACGCGAUGAGGAUGGACUCAUGUACGUCGGAGUUGAAUUCGGUAAACAAGCUACGCCAACUGCUGCUCCAAAGCGCAUAGAGGACGACACUGAAUACGCGGGUAUUGCACAUGGUGUGGUCGGUCUUCUUCCGCAAGAUAAUGAUGAUAAAAAGGAGUAAAACUUUUGAGUCAUGAAUUU
Molecule: messenger RNA, 787 nt
Organism: Haliotis rubra (blacklip abalone)
Lineage: Eukaryota; Metazoa; Mollusca; Gastropoda; Lepetellida; Haliotidae
Exons: 5
Coding region: 141-767 (208 amino acids)
Source: RefSeq, a predicted model, not a curated record